AUGACCAAACUCUUCACCCCCCUCCGCGUCGGCCGCGCCGAGCUCUCCAACCGCAUCGCCAUGGCCCCAAUGACCCGCUUCCGCGCCGACGACAACCACACCCCCCUCCCCAUCGUGAAAGACUACUACGCCCAGCGCGCCUCCGUCCCCGGCACGCUCCUAAUGACCGAAGCAACCUUCAUCUCCGCCCGCGCCGGCGGAUACCCCAACGCACCGGGCAUCUACAACGACGCCCAGAUCGCCGCCUGGAAAGAAGUAACCGACGCCGUGCACGCCAAGGGCAGCUACAUCUACCUGCAGCUCAGUGCGACGCCGGCGAGCGCAGACGCACCCGUACCGCGCGCACUAUCCGAGUCCGAGAUCCACGAGUGGAUCGCGGACUAUGCGCAGGCGGCGCGGAACGCCGUUGCGGCGGGCUUUGAUGGCGUCGAGAUCCAUGCUGCUAAUGGGUAUUUGAUUGAUCAGUUUACGCAGGAUACGUGCAAUGCGCGCGAUGAUGCGUGGGGUGGGAGUGUUGAGGGGCGGGCGAGGUUCGCGGUUGAGGUUUCGCGCGCUGUUGUUGAGGCUAUUGGCGCUGAUCGCACGGGGAUUCGAUUUAGUCCUUGGAGUACGUUCCAGGGGAUGCGGAUGGGGGACCCGAAGCCGCAGUUUGAGUAUCUGGCGGAGCGGAUGGCGGAGAUGGGACUUGCGUAUGUGCAUUUGGUUGAGUCGAGGAUUGCGGGGAAUGCUGAGGUUGAGGCGGAUGAUGACUUGGAUUUCUUCUUGAGGGCUUAUGGGAAGGCUUCGCCGGUCAUUGUUGCUGGGGGGUAUGUGGCUGAUUCGGCGGUUCAGGCGGCUGAUGUUAAGUAUGCGGAGUAUGAUGCUAUUGUUGGUAUUGGGCGGCCGUUUAUCUCGAACCCGGAUUUGCCGUUCCGUGUUCAGAUGGGGAUUCCGUUUGUGCCUUAUGAUCGGAAUACUUUCUAUGUUCCCAAGGAUCCCAAGGGAUACACUGAUUAUGCGUUCAGUGCUGAGUUCCAGAAGUCUAUUGAGGCUGCGGCUUGA
This is a messenger RNA of Penicillium mononematosum, 1041 nucleotides long. Its product is annotated as alkene reductase. Gene Ontology annotation, molecular function: NADPH dehydrogenase activity; FMN binding. The record is from RefSeq and is a predicted model, not a curated record. The coding region runs from base 1 to 1041 and encodes 346 amino acids. NCBI's taxonomy places the organism in Eukaryota, Fungi, Ascomycota, Eurotiomycetes, Eurotiales, Aspergillaceae. The transcript is spliced from 2 exons.